UUUCAGCAGAAUUUCCACGCUGCGCGCGGCGAACGCAAUUUCAUCUUUAACUUUGAUCCUUGUCCCGUUUCACAAGCGAAUUCUGAAAUUGCAAGCGUUUCCGCGUAUCUCAUUACGAAAAUCUAUCGUAAUUCCCACACCCCACUUUGUCCCGAUUCGUUCAAAAGCUCGUUCCCUCCAUGGAUGAAUAUUAUCUUCGUUAAUUUAUUAAGUAUCACGUCGGAGGCACGACACGCGAAAGCAAACGUAUUAAUAUGCGCGCGAUAAUUACGAUACCAUUGUGCGUAGCUUCGAGUUGCUCCCAUCGACUAUCAAUAUCUUCCUCUGUUAUCUCUAUCUCUCUCCCCGUUGGCCUUCCUUCUUCUCCGUCCCACGGUUCUCUUCUACUUGUCUUUCGCGAAUUUCUUACGUUAGAAUUACGCUGCAAGGGUAUUCCGAUUAUACUGUCCUCUGAAAUCUUUUACGAGUUUGCUGCGUCUCGCGCGAUUACGUUUCAGACGAAUCUAAAAUUUUACCUAGCAGCUGUAGGAUAUUUGACGAAUCUAAAAUUUUACCUAGCAGCUGUAGGAUAUUUGACGAAUCUAAAAUUUUACCUAGCAGCUGUAGGAUAUUUGACGAAUCUAAAAUUUUACCUAGCAGCUGCAGGAUAUUUGACGAAUCUAAAAUUUUACCUAGCAGCUGCAGGAUAUUUGACGAAUCUAAAAUUUUACCUAGCAGCUGUAGGAUAUCUGAUGGAAUAUGGGAUCUGGAGUUUUCACGCCGCGGGUGAACUUUGGGGUGACCCGCGUCUCGCCCGAAGGCACCCGAUUCUACCAUCAAGCGCGACACAGUUGCUGCCGAGGGCCGCGUUCGCCCUGAGCGGACUCCACCGACCGGACAUGGUGCCGUUACCGUUGACCUCCGCCGGCCCGCCGUACGGACCUAUGGAAUUGGUGACGAAAAGGGACGGUGAUCGAGUUGCGGAGGAGAACGAGGAGAAGGAAGAGAAACAGGACGACGACGAAGGGAACAUCGAUCGAGCCGACGAAAACGAUAACCAGACUACCGUACCGAAGGAAAAUGACGACAACGAAGACGCUGGAGACGAAAGCGACACCGGAAGUACGAACAGCUCGCAUCGUUCGGCCAACAAUAAUUUAUCCACGAAGCUGCUCGAUCCCAUGUCCUAUCUGACUUUCGACAAGGAUGGAACGGUUACACCGGUUCUUAAUGGCUGGGUCCUCGGCGCUUAUACCGCCAUGCUCGGAAGACUUUCAGCAGCGACCGCGGCUCUCGAAGCUACAGAAAUCCCGAACAUUCCGUCUGACAGCGACUCCGAGAGCGAGCAUUCGUCUUACACCGAGAAAUCUCGAGGUAGCAGUCCGAACGUGAGCAACGCGCAUCGCGGUUAUUCCUGUGGUUCCUGCGACGUGGUUGCUCCAACGAGGCCAGCUCUGCGAAAGCAUAUCGUCGAUUGUCAUCCACCGGUACCCAGCGCGGAAACCGGAGAAACGAAAAGUUGUCCGUCCUCGGGCUGUGACUUCACCACGAACAGCAGAUGUGAGAUGGAGACUCAUGUGGCUGCACACGUGGCACAGGGUAUGACGCCCACGGGGAAGAAGCGUACUCUGGCUUUGCAACGCGUCAGGUAUAGAUAUGAAAGGGAGGAGUAUCGGUGCUCGUUAUGCUCGUACGCGUGCACCAUCGAGAAAGCGUUCCAGAGGCAUUUGAGGGCACACGCGAAAGGCACGGCGCCGGAAACGAGGGUGAGCUGCGCUGUGUGCGGCGCGGACAGAUCGUCGGAAGUAGAUCUGAGCAGACACAUGAGAAGGCAUCGCGACGACCGAUACUUUUGCUGCGACAUUUGCAUCUUUCGCACGGUACAGUUAAAAAAGCUCAUCCAACACCGACGAAUGCACACGGGUGAGAAGCCACACCUUUGUCCACACUGUGCGUACCGAAGUGCACGCCGUGACAAUCUGCGUAGCCACGUUAGACGAGUGCACAAGAAGGAGAAUUUGUAUUGCGACACGUUCAGUCCACGCGGUAUGCUGUUGACACCCACCGUCAUCGGAAGGGACAGUCCUCUGGUGCAGAGCCCGGAGUCCUCGCCGUCGUCCAACUCGGAAUCCACGAACUAGCGAAGCAACAGGCGACAGGAAGCUUGAAGAGGAACGUGGAAGUUGUGGCCGGGGAUCGAGCGGUUCGUCGUUGUUUUACACGUCCUAACUUUGUCAAUACUGCGACUUAUAGAUUUUAGAAUCGCGGAGGAGAUUUUACAUUGGCAACGAAGAUCGUGUCAUCGCUGUACCAGCUGCUUGGAAAAUCGACAUGUUUGAUCGUUUUGAAGAUGUUGUACAAUUAUUAGGAUCGAUACUAUCUUAAAAGUAUAUAAAAGGAGAAUAGAUGAUAGUCCUGGAAUGUAUAAUUUAACGAAAUUCGAUGAUCGGCAGAGCGUGGAAUUAAUUUAGAUUUAUUUUUGAAAUUUAGUUAAAUUUAGGUGAAAGUGAACGAUAGAGGAAAUUACGCGUACCAGGAGCUUUAAAUUGCCGGUAAUAUUUGCAACGCGAGAUUAUGGUUUUCAAGCGAGAGUAGCGACGGUGAAAAUAGUCAGAAGUUGCGACAGUAGUUCCGAAAGGAUUGCAACUCGGUUCUUAGCUCGAUUAUACGAAUUAUACGCCUACGAUCCUGACGAUAGACUACGAUACGAAGUAUACGAAUAAUAAUAAAAAGAAUGAACUGAGGAGAGUGCGUGCAACUUCUGGCUAAUCACGAUCGACCUUGCCCUUAGUACGUAGGAAUUAUGUAGAGAAUUGCAUGCGAACGUCGAUAAUUCAAUCUAGUCUUUGAAUUCUAACGUGAUCUUAUUAUUAGCUGAUUUAAUUAUCAGAGUCUCUUCGUUGAUCAGAACGUUGAUGAACGAAAGUAAAGCUGCGCAAUGGUGCUAGAGUCGUAGACUGGAUUAUAGAGGAAGACUGAAGUAGAUGCUUUCACGGUGUGACAUUCGUCCUUUGUUUCCCUUUACGCCGUCAUUCAAAUGUACUUGAAUCGGCGAUUAUCAAGACUGCUGUCCUGAUGGCCAAGAGAUUCUCAUAUUACAGAUCGAUACGUCUUACGAUUAGUCGACGAUUAAAUAAUCCUCGGUAAAGUUCAAAAGGAAAGAAACACGUAAAUUUAGCGAAGAGCAACUUUAGAUGUAAUUAGAUGAAUUUCAUGCGAAGACCAUAGGUGAGAGACAUGAUCUUUUCAUUUUCAUGUCAGCUUAUGAUUCUUCGUGUUUAUGUUGAACGGAAGAGUUUUAAUGUGCCAUAGCUGAGAAUGGAAACAACCAGUUCCAAGAGAUUCUCAUAUUACAGAUCGAUACGUCUUACGAUUAAUCGACGAUUAAAUAAUCCUCGGUAAAGUUCAAAAGGAAAGAAACACGUAAAUUUAGCGAAGAGCAACUUUAGAUGUAAUUAGAUGAAUUUCAUGCGAAGACCAUAGGUGAGAGACAUGAUUUUUUCAUUUUCAUGUCAGCUUAUGAUUCUUCGUGUUUAUGUUGAACGGAAGAGUUUUAAUGUGCCAUAGCUGAGAAUGGAAACAACCAGUUAGGUUCAAAGAUGUAAGUUUUUUAAAAUGAACUAACAAGUCGGUGAAGCUUUACGAAAGAUAUUGAGACAAGCGAUAUUUUAAUAUUACGAUAUAAAAACAUUUUGAAGAGGAUGGAAACCGACUUCUUUUGAAAACUGUUCUCUUGCAAAGAGUAGGAAAUGCUACUCGUCGUCUUGCUCGCCUAUGGUCCUCGUACUCGACGGUGUAAUUCACCGAAUUAAAUUUGUUUAAUUAAUUAAACGUAUCGAUAACACUUAUUUACGUGAUACGAAAUCUCUGGUCUCUAGGAAAGGUGCUAUUUUGCAAGGAUAAUUUUAGCGUCGCGUCCUUCCAUAUUUAAGCUUCGACUAUAAUUAUAAUUGUCCAGCCGUCUAAUUACGAUCGUUGACGGUGUCAUUGACGAUGAUAUACAUUGUUAUUCUUAUUAUUACGUAUUAUUACACAUGCUAUUAUUACUGUUUAGCGUAACAGGAACGCGGUACUAUUCUUACGGGGUAAUGGAGAUCGCAACGAUAUGUUACUAUGUAAUAGCGUGUAUACGGUGUGUUCGUUAAUUGAGGAAAGAGCAGUCCGUGGUAAAUUUUAUCGAAUUUUUCAUAUAGAUAACGAUAAGCGACGUGAAAGUCUUCUGUUGGCGGUCGAUGAUAUAAUAUACGUUCGCUUUAAAUAACUUAGGUAAAAAGAGAAAAAAGCAAAAAACGAAGAAAAAAUAUGACAACAGCGUUGUUUAACUUUUUCUCACGUGUUAGAUAAAAGAAAAAAAAAAAAUAGCUAAGGAAUCGUACAAGCGUGUGCAUCGAGCACAGAGUGCAGGACUUUCCAACGAAACUACAAUACGCAAGCAAACUUCUUAUGUGUCUCAAGUAUAACUCUUAAGUCGAAAGCUAUAGUAGUUCCAAAUGCAAACUAUUAAACGAUUGUCGUCUGUAAUAAGCAAAUUCACCGACGUUCUCCCGAGAGAGAACAUCGGUUUUACUCUGUCCUCACUUGACGCCUAUGGAAAUUAUUAUUAAAAUAUCGCAAAUUUUUUCUCUCUUUAGGAUCGAACACCGUCCCCGAAAAGAAACGAUUCGAUUUGUCUGUCGUGGAUUUUCUGCGUGAAAAAAAAAAGCAGAGAAAAGGGGGAGGCGAUAAGGCGAAGCCCAAUAUACAUAUAACAUAAAUGUGUGUCAAUUUUUAAUGUAUCAUAACUACGUUCUAGUCGAUAACGGUUUUUACGGGGGGGAAGAUAACAAGGCACGGGAAGAGGAUCUAUGCUCCUCGAUGCGCAACGUUAUGGCUGCGAUUAGUACGCUACAUUUUUUCUCGUCCGAGACGGCCAUAUUUUGCGUUUCGCAAAAUAAGAAAAGAAUGAAUAAGAAGCGACUGAAUUACGGCGGAGAAAAAUUAUUACGGUCGAUCGAAUCGAUAAAAGCAACGAGCAUCGAAUGAUUUCCGCUGUCGGAAUUUGAAGUCGUUGAUAAGCUCGAAGGAAAUUAUUUGCACGGACCACUUUUUCAAACAUCGAACCACUUAGCGUUUCUUUAAAAUAAUUAGCUGCGUUUGUUUGAAUUUCUCAAUAAAGAAUUCGUAUUACGCAGUUUGGAAUUAUCUUGAACGUGCAAAUCAAAGACCGAGUCACUCGCUCGUUUCGUCGAUCGUUUUUUAACUACUACAACCAAUUCUCCAAACGUAAUAAGAUAUUUUAAUAAUUUAUACGUAUGAGAAAUUAUAAUUGGAAUUUUCAUAUACAAGGAAACUUCGUUAAAUUCGUUGAUCCUUACGUCGAGCAAUAAACGACGUUCCUAUUGAUAAUUUUAAUUUCUACAGCGUAGUCGCGAUACUUUGGUCAGUUUAACGCGCAAGCUGAAAUUCCAAUUUUCUCGUACACGUUCCAAUGAAUAAGUUUGAAAGCGUAAACGAUACUCGUAGAAUUCGAUCGAUCGUAAGAAGAAUCAUCAACGUCAUCUAGAGCUGUACACAUUUUCUCCGUCUACUAUGAUACGUGUGUUACGUGUACAGUAUACAAUACUUUCUUGCUUUUUGAUAUACGUAUAUUACAUUCGAAACGAUACUUUAUAUUUGUGAGACGUUUAUUCCAACGGCGUGCGCGGCGAGCUCGCGAUAUCUUUUAUAAAAGCGUAGUAUGAUUUUACGCGUAAUAAUUAUGACGCACGUGUGCAACGUGGCUCCCUUGGUCGUACGAAAAGACAACAAAAGAAAAAACAGAAAAGACAAAAAGAUGAAAAAAAAAGAAAGAAAGAAAGAGAAAAGGGAACCGAAGAGACAGAGCUGAGGAAGAUCCGUCGUUUCUUUUGUUUUUUCUUUCGAACUUUCGUGCAUGCACGCGGAUGCGAUGCUCUGCCCUACGCGUGAUAAUAGUAUUUUUGGUACACGGUCGUGCCACGAUAGCAGCUUCCGAUCGGAACGGAUAUCGCGGAACGACGAUUGUUGAUCGUUGGUAUAUCGGUGCGUUGCGUAUUGUAUUUAUAAUGAUAAUUCUAUUUUUGAUAACCGCUCGAUUGAUUAUUCCAUUUUAGAUGUUGAUCGUUCUACGAGGCCGCGUUUAGAAUAAUUUUCAUAGCUUUUAAGAUACGUCGCGGGAACGAGCAACCGAUACGAUCCUUUCCUUUUAUUCGCAUAAGCAUCGUUAUAGAACGACUUGGUCCCAUGGUCCAUGUGAAACGUCUCGGACGUAGAUCAUUUCGAAACGACGAGAGAAGAAGAAGAAGAAGAAGAAGAAGAAGAAGAAGAAAAAAAAAGAGGAAAAGACAAAAGAGAAAUAACUUUGUCACUUUAUCGCUUUGUGAACGGAUUGCCUUUCGCGAAAUGGACGUAGAGCCUCCUCGAGCCGAACGUGUAACGCGAUUCAUUGGCAUUCUGUAUUUGAGUAUACGGCGGUGCAUAAUACGUACGAUAUAGCAAAAAGAUCUUUUUAUUAUUAUACAUCGUAUCGUCCGAACGAUCGAUCUCAGGUGCGUCCGAGAUUUAUUCUAAUUAAUUAACUCUAGCAAGCUCAUUGUUCGUAAAUGUCGUGCCAAUAGCGAAGGGAUAAAAGAAGAAGAGAAGGGAGCGCGUGCCAAAAGACGAGAACGAACGAUGGAACGAGAAUGUAGCGUUUUAAGAGGAUACGAAAGAAUCGAGAGAGCGGAGGCUGCGAACCAGUCGGAUCUGCUCGAUCGCGUAUCCCGCUUCUCGAGUUGUUCCUUCGUUCGACCGAUUCGAACGAUGAUUAAUCAAUUAGUCGGAUAAUUAACUAUAAACGGAAAUGGAACGGGGAUACCGAGCGAGCAUCUCCGUCUUGUACGGAAUUAUACGAACUAGUUGUUACAAUCUUUUAACUGUUGAAUUUUUGCAGUAGAUGGUAAGUGUCUUAACGUAUACCUUAUAUAAACUACACGAUAAUAUAUUCUAUAUUAAUGUUUCUUAGAUUUACGUACGAACGAUCGUCCGCGAGCUUUCGUCGAUCAUCGUCGUCGUCGAGCACUCAGAAGGCAAUAACUUACGAAUUAGUCUGCAUAAUCGAUUAUCGUACAAACUUUCGAACGAUACAACGCUCACGCGUUGCCGUUGUUCCAAUUCAAAUUUGGACAUUCCGUCGUCGAUGGUUCCAAGCGCGGUGCAAUCCUUGUGAGAAUCGACGAUUUUCCAUGUAAAGCCAUCGGAUCGAUCGAUUCUGGAUACCUUCGAGGAAUUCACACCUACGUAACGAUAUUGUCAUUAUGAUUCGAGAAAUUUGUCAUUGACGUAGAAUCGCGAUAUACGAGGAAAAGAGAAGCAUUAAGAUUUAUACGUGUAAUAUAACGUUCGAAAUUUGGCAGAGAAGAGCGAGAGCAAGACGAAAGCAAAACACGAAGGAACGCAGAGACGAAACGUAAAUAAAACGAAGGAGGAGAUCUCCGUGGAAACGAAACGCAAAUAAAAACGUGACAGGUGUUUAAAUUUGUCGAAGGACGUCCGGAUAAAAAAAAAAAAGGUCUUAAACAUUAAUACAAUCUAAAUGUGAUAAUAUAUUUGCUAUAUUGAAUUACGACGUAAUUAUUACAUAUUCUAAUUAUUGAUAACGCGCGAAUCGUACGGCAGAAGCGAGCAAUUUUAAGAAAGUCCGUCUAUCCGUGUGAAUUGUAUGGCGUGUGCAGCAGCAAGGUGAUCGACGAGAUCGGAUUUCUUUUUUUACGUAAAUCGAAUACCGUGCCAAGAGCUUCAGCGUCUAUUACCAUCACGAUCGGCUUGGACAAGUACAAAGUAUUCGGAUAACUUAUUUUUUGAUUAUCGAUGAACGACGAAAAAACAAAGAGAAACCGAUCACGCGACGAUGAAAAGAGCUAAAAAGAAAAAAAAGAAAAAGAACGAAGGAAUAUGCUCCUUUAAAAAUACACAGUCCUUUAGAUACAGCUUGUUCGUACGAAUUAUCGACGAACAUCGAAUCGAAUUAGAACGACGAACGAAAUAAGAAAAGAAGAAGCUGAACGAAGUAAAGUAAAACGAGAAGCACGAGAAAGAAAGAGGAGAAUCGUCGCGUCACCUUUGUCUGCGUUUGCGUUCGAUAGUACACACGGCAAAUCUAACGUUCGGAUUUACGAUUUGCUUCACGAAAUAUAAAUUAAAAAAAAAAAAAAGACUCUUGCGCUCUACGCAUAUAUAUAUUAUAUAUAUUAUAUAUAAAUGUAUGUGUAUGUGUGUGGGUGUGCCUAAAGAUUUUUUCUUCGGAUCUAUCUAUUUCACUCUGUAUUUACCAUCUCUCUUUGGCCUUCUACUCUCUGUCGCGUUUCCUUGCCAACGUUCUUUCGUCUCUUCUUUUCUUUCUCGGGAAACCAACAGAGAGUGGACCGGUUUGAUUGAUUCUUAACUGACGAUCUAUUAUCGUUUUCUUUCAAUUAAUGCUCGAUUUUUACAUUAGACGAUCUUUCUCUUCUGUACGACUAUUCGAUACGAAUAUCAUUUAUUAUUAUUAUUAUUAUUAUUAUUAUUAUUAUUAUAACGUGGUGUGCUAAGCAAAUUUUAUAUUUAUUAAUUUUUUAAUAAAUUGCUCGCACGUUUCACCGAUUAACAGUAAGAUGGAUAAAAAGCGAAGGAACUAGAAAUCGUCAGUUGAGGAUUAAUCGCGUUUAACAAUUGUCUCUCUGUGUUCCGGUUGUACCUAUAAUAUAUAAUAUAUAUAUAUAUAUCCCAUCGAUCGUUCCUCUUGAUAGAUGCAGUCGCGUUGUAACCACGCGCGUGCACGGUGCAUCUGCUUGUGUAGACGGUCGUAAGCGAUCUCGUGUUCCAGAGUAUACGAAUUAUACGUAAGGAAUAUUCGUCGAUGUUUCCGACGAUACGAAGAACCAGAUAAAAGUAACUUAUUGGGAAAAGAGAUAUUUUACGCUUUGAUGUUUAAACAGAUGUUUCGUUCGAAUAGAAUGUUUAUAAACACGUGGCCGUUUUUGCUGUUAUAUCGACAGAUACUCGAUCAGCGUGUCCACGCGUAUCAUUUUCGUGUCAAUAUCGCCUCAUUAUCGAGUCGAUAGACAACAAAGUACGAUCGUCUGUUCCGAUGUGAGAAACGUCUCUCUGGGUAACUAAUCUCGGUGAACAACGGCUAAACGAACUAAAGUCGAGACCAUAAAUCGCUUGAGUGAUAUCUUUAGUUCACCAUCUUUCGCUGUGUGUCAGCACCCCUGGACGAUACGAUAGUUCUUAUCUGGUUUUAUCUCGUAUACUCGCUACGUCCCUGUUCAUUUGCUAACUUCGUGCGUAUGAAAUUUAACCUUUCUAUCCGGUUCCUAUUUCCACGUUUCAAUCAUCCGUGACGUACCACCUGUUUCGUAGUAAAACCUCUGCGAUAUAUAAAUUGUUUAUUAUAGAGAUUUUUCUUAAAUAAUUCCAAGUACAUGUUAUUCUUUUUGAGGAUUUUUCCGCUGUUAAUACGGUUCUUUGAUAAAUGCAUCAGUGUUUCAUAAUCGUAUUACCGCGUUCGUUACGACAGUCUGAUGAUAUUUAUGAUCAUCGUGAAUGCAAAAUUUGAAAUUCCAAAGUACUGUUAUUUGCUUGGUAUUUAUACAAACUCAGUCCACGUCUUUAUGGUUUAAAAUCUCUAACUCGGUGGAUAUUUCCUAUCGUCAAAGAUGAGCCAUAAUUUUUUCUCUUCUCUAUAGGCUCGAGUCUACCGUUUGGUCAAUGCAAUGCUGCUAAUUUCAGUCGAAUGCUGCUAAUUUCAAUGCUAUCUACAUAUAUCGACUUUCUGCCUUUCUAUAGCUACCUUAGUCCUAUAUUUACCUAAUUUUUCUUACCUAAGUCUUUUUUCCAGCAAUUUCGAUACGAUCCUCUCUGUCUUCUACUAAAUUCCUCCAAUAUCUCUCCGCUAAAGAAUUAUCAACCAGCUUUAUCUCCGCAAUCGUAUCGGAUAACAUAGUUUUUCAAUAGUUCGUAUCAUACGUUAACUUUAUCUUUCGUCCUUUUAUCUUUUGUUGCUUCCAUAAUGUUCCCUGGCGUAAAGUGAACAAAAAUGCUGCUUUAGAGAGGAAACGCGAGCAGGCCUAUAUUCGGAAAAUGUGAAAAACGGUAGGCCUAAAUAAAUGGACAACGAAAAAUUGCGAAUUUUAUGUACAGAUAAAUAUUCGUAUUUUAAACGAGCGAUCACAACGACUUCGAAACGAAUUCUAAAGACGCUAGAAAACACGAGACGCCUAAGCUGUCGAAGCAACAACCCCAUUCGGUGCAUCGCCAACACUUGAACGAUUUCACGCGACACGCAGUUCGAUCGAGAGGCGUCGCGACGCUGAUCCUUAACACCGUCCCAAAGAUCGUCGACUGUUCGUAACUUUAGAUUAAUACAAUUGAAAUGCGGCCGUCGCUACGCCUCUCGACGUACGUGCGAAGGUUCGAUGAUGUUCCUUGUGGUCGAACGAUCAUGAAAAUCAGCGUUUAAUUUAUUCGCUCUUUGUUGGAAGAUCAAGAAAGAUUAAAAAAUUUCGAUGGAAUUUUAUGACAGCAUUCGUAGACUUAUUUCUUAACGUGUUCCGUGCCGCGAAUUAAUUUGAGCGAAACACGUUUUAUCGUCACGAUGUCUAAUUAAAUCUUCGACGAUGUAAUAAAUCGGUGAUCGAUUCUGAGCGAACGAUUUUUCCUAGUUUUUUUUCCGUCAAGAUUUCUCUAGUCUCUGGUAAUACGAAAAAUAUCUACAGAUUUUCAACUUCCCGUAGAAUAUAUAACGACAUUACGUGUAACGAUAUUCAAGAUACGAAAUUAAUAAUAUAUUAUUACGCUCUAAUCUUUCUUUGUACGUUUCUUAAGCAUUUUCUAAUUGGAGAAAUCUUGCAAUCUUUCACGCUCCACGACAAUUAACACGAGCCACGUCGUAAGGAUCGUGUUGACCCUUUCCUUAGGGAGAGCCUUCUUUAUAAUUCUAUAAUUAAGUUUACGAAGAUAUUCGCCACAGGGAACAUUUUCCGCAUAACUUAACGGCGUGAAUGAGAGAGACACGAUGGACGAACGAUGCACGCGUCACGUAUACGGAUCUCGAAGUCCGUGCACGCGCAUUACUCGCGUACUCGCGCCUCCAGACGUACGUAACGAUCAGUCUUAAGGAUACAAUUAACGAGAAAAGUAAACGAAUAAACUUGUCGUCGCCAUUGUGAUUUAAGGUAGAGGAAUUGACCCGUGAUUGGUCGCUCAACGUGCAACACCGAACCGGCGUUCAUGACUAUUUAGAUAAUUUAAGAUAAAUUGGCCAAUUGAUAUCAACAUCCGGUGUAAUUGUCCUUUGGUAAAUUCUGUCGCAUGCAGGAUGCUUUGUGGCGAUAUCGAUAAACAAAAAAAGAAAGUUCGCACGAGACAGUUGGUUUGUCCACCUUCCUCGAAAUCGAUGAUUCAUUUCGCAGUCGAAUCAUUUUUACCUACGUUUAUAUAUAUCUGUGUUUUUACGAUUAAAAUAUAGUAAAAUAGAAAUAUUAUAUACUUGGUGAAAUGGAUCGAAACGAUAAAACGUAAAUGUCCUUUUUACGAUAUCGAAAUUGCCGUGAUCUUCAAAUUUUUAUGCCACAAUUUCUGUUUCGUUUCGAGAAGCGAAAACGCUUUGAACAUUCGAAGCUUUAGCACGAUUUCUGUAUAUUUUCCUUCGACUUAAGAAAUCCUUUGCUCGGUAGAAAAGGCGAUUGAAUCCAAUGGAAAAUGAUCCAAAGACUACAGCAAGGUUAACAUCUAUAUUCGACUCUAUCUACCUUUGUUUCUUUUUUAAAAAUUAUUAGAAUCGUCAAAAAUUUCAUUCGUGCAGACAUUAUCACAGAAUGGGGCAAAUGGUUUCUUUCUCUUUGACCUAUACAAAAUUUCAUUUGUUACGCAUCUUCAACAACGAAGCUUCUCGUGCGGUAUCGAUACAAGUCUCACCGAUUGACUCGUAUUUGCGUUGAACUAUUCGUAAUUUUAAUGAUGCAGGAUCGCGAGAAAUCGCUGUAUACUCGUCUCAUUUUAGACGAAAAUGAAGGAAAAGACAAAACGUCGGUCGGUGGUGCUUCGCAUUCGAGAACUCUCGGGCCAAAACGUUUACCUGUUUGUAUUGCCGGAGUCACUAUUUGGCUUUGGCGCGAUAAAGUCUUAAUAAAGGUUUCAUUAAAAUAUUUA
Bombus terrestris (buff-tailed bumblebee) is the source of this 12147-nucleotide messenger RNA. RefSeq names its product GDNF-inducible zinc finger protein 1. Gene Ontology annotation, biological process: regulation of transcription by RNA polymerase II. NCBI's taxonomy places the organism in Eukaryota, Metazoa, Arthropoda, Insecta, Hymenoptera, Apidae. The transcript is spliced from 13 exons. Gene Ontology annotation, molecular function: chromatin insulator sequence binding. Bases 255 to 2120 code for a protein of 621 amino acids. Gene Ontology annotation, cellular component: chromosome. The record is from RefSeq and is a predicted model, not a curated record.